ACCGGACUUUGUGAAAUUGGCCCUAAGACGGGAUCGUACAAAAUUGUCCAACCGGUGCCAAUAAAACCGUAGGAAAAGAAGCAGCAGCUAUAUUAGCAGUUUUGUCUAGUAUGUACAUACAUACUAGACUAUUAUAUAAAAGUCUGUGAUUGACUUUUAACCCUACAAAGAAAAAAAUUCUUAACCUCAUUAUACAUCAAACAUAUUAAAAAUUGUAUUUUUUAUAACUUAUUUAACUAUACGAUAAUAAAAUUUGUGUUAUUGGUAAUUUAAAAAAGAAUUUCACACAUUGUAUUAAAUCUGCAAAAAAUAUUAUAAUAAAUGAAACAUGAGUUGUCAAAAAGGAAAUACUAGUCGAUCAAGACCUCAGAAAUACCAGAAUCAUACAGCUUUCAAAAAUAAUUUGUAUGAUAACUCUAAGAAAAUAAAGUUUAUUAAUAGUAUUGAAGUCGCGAAUGUUUGUGAACGCUGCAAAAAGAUAAUAGAAUGGAAGAUCAAAUAUAAGAAAUACAAAGCACUUAAAGGUCCAGUAAAAUGCGUAAAGUGUGAACAAAAGACUGUGAAACAUUCUUAUCAUAAUAUCUGCUUGCCUUGUGCCAAGCAGAAUGAAAUUUGCCCAAAAUGUGGAAAGAAGAAAGAAAUUGUAGAAGUAAAGCCUAAUAGGGAAGAAUUAAUUAAAUUGGAUGAAGAAUUUAAAACAAUUUUAAAAACGUUGUCAGAAAGAAAACGAAGGACGUUUUUACGUUACAUGAAUCAACAAUUGUAUACAGAUAUAAAAGAAGGUGAUGGCAAAGACAAAAGCGAGGAUAAAACAGAUUCCAAAGGAAGAGAAGAUUUACUAACAAAACUGAAAUCAUUAGCUAUUAUAGGAGAGGAAGAUGAUAACUUCGACAGUGAUACUGAUAUUGAAAAUAAAGAUAAUAAUUUUAAUAAUGAUAUUGCUUGAUUAUGUAAUAAAACAUUUUCUAAGUAUAAAAAGA
This is a messenger RNA of Formica exsecta, 980 nucleotides long. RefSeq lists its product as uncharacterized. The record is from RefSeq and is a predicted model, not a curated record. The transcript has 3 exons. NCBI's taxonomy places the organism in Eukaryota, Metazoa, Arthropoda, Insecta, Hymenoptera, Formicidae. The coding region runs from base 329 to 946 and encodes 205 amino acids.